AUGGCGGAAAACGCGGAAAUCUUCUACAAGCGCCAGAGGGCCUUCCUGAACAUCUUCUCAUUGUGGCCACCAGAAUCAGGUUAUCGCAGGUCCCUGCACCAGAUCAACUUCAUCCAUGUGAUUGGCUUCUGGGUGCUGCUUUUCGAUCUGUUGGUGAUCUUGCACAUCUUGGGCAAUCUAAACCGAAUGUCCGAGGUAGUGAAGGCCUUCUUUGUGCUGGCCACCAGUCUGGGGGUCACCAUUAAACUCAUAAGCAUCAAAUGGUACAAUGUGGAGUUGGACAAGCUCUUUGGGAGUCUGGACGACGAGGAGUUUCGGCCUCAAGGACCCAAGGAGCGGGCCAUCUUUGCCGCUGCCUGUGAAACAAGUCGUUGGCAAAGGGAUGGAUAUAUGUUCUUGUCCUUGGCGGCUCUGGGAAUGAUUCUGAUCCCGCAGCUCAUCUUUGAAUGGUCGCACUUGCCCCUGCCAGCAUAUAGCCCCUUUGAUGAAGAUCCUCGCAAACCCGGCUACUGGAUUCUCUACACCUACCUGUUCCUAGGAGAGACAAUAUCAUGUCUGACCAACAUAGGAUUCGACCCCCUCUGCUCAUCGCUGUUUAUAUUCAUCAAGUGCCAGCUGGACUUUGUGGCAGUGAGGUUCAGUAAAUUGGACCACGAAUCCGAGGAUGACAGUACCGUUGGUGAGGAGCUGAGGAAGUGCAUCCGCCAGCACAUGGCCAUCGUGGAUCUAACAGCGCAGGUGGAGAAGCUUCUGACCAAAACGAUAUCGCUACAGGUCUUUUGUUCGGUACUAGUGCUCACGGCCAACUUUUAUGCUAUAGCUCUGCUCUCUAAUGAGAAGCUAGUCCUGUUCAAGUUUAUCGUUUAUCAGGCUGCCAUGUUGGCGCAGAUCUUUAUUAUGUGCUACUAUGCCGGAGAGGUCACCCAGCGCAGCUCAGAGCUCCCACAUGAACUCUACAAAACCCAGUGGGUGAACUGGUCUCGUCCCAACCGCAGGAUUCUGCUCCUCUUCAUGCAACGCCUUCAGUCAAAUCUCAGGAUAAGGACCAUAAACCCCAGUCUCAGCUUCGACUUAAUGCUCUUCAGCUCGCAUCAGUUGGUCACAGAGGACUUUUACAAGUACCAGGUGUGGUACUUUCAGAUCCUGGGCGCUUGGAGGCUACCUAUUUGGGCCACAAAUGGACAGAAAAGACUCCACGCCUUUCGCUUUGGAUUCAUCCUGGUGAUGCUCUGGGUUAUGCUAUUGCUCUUUGCUGUGGAGCUGGUCAACAAUAUAUCCCGGAUGCGGCACAUCCUGAAGGUGUUCUUCAUGUUCGCCACGGAGAUGUCCUGCAUGACUAAGCUGAUGCAUCUGAAGUCUAGGAGCCGGAAACUGGCGUACAUGGUCGAAAUGAUGAGAUCCAAGACAUUCUCCGCUCGGGAAAGCGAAGAAAUAGAGAUAAUGGAGUCGGCCAGGAGGGUGGUGAUCAAAAUGAGAAAUUUCUACGGGAUCUCGUCCCUGGGCACGGCCUCGCUUAUCCUGCUAGUGCCCUUUUUUGCUGGAUUGGAGGAGCUACCUCUGACCAUGUACGAGGUGUGCAACAUCCAGGGCAGCUUGUGCUACUGGCUCCUGUUUGUGUUCCACUGUGCUUGCCUGCUGCCCACCUGUGUCCUGAACAUUACCUACGAUUCGGAGGCUUUUUCUCUCCUCACCUUUUUGAGAGUACAGCUCCAGAUGUUGGUCCUGCGUCUCGAAAAACUGGGUUCGAAAAUUGAUCCCAGAGAUAACCAACGGAUUGCCUGGGAGCUGCGGGAGUGUGCCAGAUACUACAAUAGCAUCGUGCAGCUCAAGGAUUUGGUAGAGGAGUUCAUCAAGGUUCCGGGAUCAGUACAGCUUAUGUGCUCAGUGCUCGUCCUGGUAUCGAACCUCUACGACAUGUCCACUAUAUCGAUUGCCAAUGGAGAAGGAAUUUAUAUGGCCAAGACUUGCAUCUAUCAGCUGGUGAUGCUUUGGCAAAUUUUCAUCAUCUGCUACGCCUCCAACGAGGUGACCAUUUACAGUUAUAGGCUCUGUCACGCCAUCUACAGUUCCCAGUGGACGGCCUGGAGCAGGAUCAACCGACGGAUGAUCCUUCUGAUGAUGAUGCGCUUUGACUCACCUCUGCUCUUACGAACCCUUAAUCCCACUUUUGUUUUCAGCUUGGAGGCAUUCGGUUCUAUUGUAAAUGUCUCGUACAGCUACUUCGCCCUCCUGAAGAGAGUCAACAGUUGA
Drosophila bipectinata is the source of this 2250-nucleotide messenger RNA. RefSeq names its product Odorant receptor 46a (gene Or46a). Lineage: Eukaryota; Metazoa; Arthropoda; Insecta; Diptera; Drosophilidae. The record is from RefSeq and is a predicted model, not a curated record. Gene Ontology annotation, cellular component: plasma membrane. Gene Ontology annotation, biological process: detection of chemical stimulus involved in sensory perception of smell; sensory perception of smell. Gene Ontology annotation, molecular function: olfactory receptor activity; odorant binding.